CGGCUCAGCGUUAUACAAGCAGCAAACACACCAUACACUUAAUCGAGCCCGGAGCCUGUGACGAAGCCUGAGCAACAGCAGCGAUGGGGGUGAAAAUUAUGGUGGAAUACUGUGGUGGAUGAGGUUACGAGCCCCGCUAUCGGGAUCUCGCCUCUGUUGUCAAGGGUGAGUUUCCCGAAGCGGAUGUGUCAGGCGUCGUGGGAAGACAGGGCAGCUUCGAGAUUGAAAUCAAUGGGCAGCUGGUCUUCUCCAAGCUUGAGACUGGUGGCUUCCCCUAUGAGGAUGAUGUCAUGAAUGCAGUCCAGAGUGCCCAAGAUGGGAAACCUGUGCAGAAGAUCACCAAAAGCCGCGCACCAUGCGUCAUCAUGUAAACCUCCCUCCGUCCUGCUCUAACAUCAGCAGCAUCGAGACAGGCCAGUGCAACUGUAAACUGCCAAAUGCCACCUCUGGUUUACCCCAACCUUAUUAAAACAGACUGGGGUAGAACAAAUCCAACAGAGAUGCACUACGACCACUAGCUACUUUCUCUGAUGCAUAUCACCAAACUCUGCUCUGCCGUCUGGCUCCUCUCUCUGCUCCCAUAGUGGUGCUCCAGGCUGUUAAUGAUUACUGUGGCCUAAAGUAAUAAGGGUUGUGGUAUGAUGAAUCCUUUCCUGGAAUUCCCUCCUUAUAGGAGCAGAGAUGGGGAGAAGAUGUUGCAGAGGGGUUUGAGUUGGAGGGAGCUCACUUUUAUUUUCCUACAGCCUGAUUGCCUAAUUGUUUUUUUUUUUUUGUUCUAUGUCUUAGUUGUCUUAGUUUAUUGAUCGCAGAUGCAAUUACCACUUUUCAGUGAAUGCAAGGACAGUAAAAGGAAUUGCACAUAUUUUUUAAUCACAAAGGGAGACUCUUUGAUAUCUGCCUCAGUUCUGGUCUAUGCUGAAUAACCUGUUAUUAUAGCAUUUGUAUGAGCAUUCAUAAUUAUUUAAAACACUUGGAGUGCUAAACAAUGUCAGAAUUUGUGGUAGGUAAAGAAACAUUAAGAUUACAAUAGUUUUCUAUCUUUAUGCAUUUCAAACUGGAAUAAGUUAAAACAUUUAAAUGAGUGAUUGUAAUAGUUUGGAGCAGCUGAGCUCUGCCGAGUGUGUGGUCUGACUCUGGUUUUAAGCUCCUCUGUUGUUUGAACUGGUACUUGUACUAGAGCAACCAUCGGCAGUGCUUCUGAAGACCACCACCCACUGGUCUGUCAGCUCACUCUGAUUUGAUGUCAGCUCAUUUUCCACUAAUCAUUUUGCUUUGUUAACUCAGAUGUCCAAACUGUAGACUUUGAAUAAAGGUAAUGGUUGUUUAA
Messenger RNA from Seriola dumerili (greater amberjack), 1327 nucleotides. RefSeq names its product migration and invasion enhancer 1 (gene mien1). The record is from RefSeq and is a predicted model, not a curated record. Gene Ontology annotation, biological process: negative regulation of apoptotic process; positive regulation of filopodium assembly. Lineage: Eukaryota; Metazoa; Chordata; Actinopteri; Carangiformes; Carangidae. The transcript has 4 exons.